AAGAUCAGCAUCUGAGGAAGAGCAGAGGUCUACGACGGGACGGACAUUCGCCGUGGAAAGAACAAUUAAUUACUUUCUUUCGCCCACUGCUGCCGUUCUAGCAGCUACCUAGGUCUCCCGACCCAAACUUCACCCACUCACCCAGCACUCACCAUCGGCACAUUCAUCAUGCCAGCCGAGUUCGAUCCAAACGUGUGGUACCACAUCUCCGAAGAACGGGUAGACGAAGUCGGCACCCGGCUCUCCCACACCCUGCAAACCACAAACGGGGGCCUCCGCGUCUUCCCCAUCGUCGACCAGCGAUGGCAGAUGCAGCCCGUCGACGACGAGCCGGGCCGCUACAUCAUGCGCCUCAGCAGCUCCGGCGUCGGGAACCACCUCGCCGCCUGCCACGACCCGGACGAGGUGGCCUCCUCCCGCACCGUGGCCUGCCUCCAGCGCGCCUCGCUCCACGACUCGCACAAGUGGUACAUCGAGGACUGGGGCGACGGCGGCUACAAGAUCUCCAACCUCGCCAACGGGACCGAUACCGUGCUCGACGUGCACCCGGGGUCCAACUUGUUCUUGAAUGAUCGGAUUGAGGGGGAGACGUCGGACGCCGAGCAUCCGGCCCAGCAUUGGAUCUUCUCGAGCGCGAGGGAUGUGAAUGAUGGCGCGUGGUCUACCAUCUAUGCCGGGGAAACCUCCUCACUAGUCUCAUCACCAACACCAAGCUCCUCAACCGAUGUAAGCGCAGCGACAUCAUCGGACGCUGUACCAACCUCAGACUCCACCAGCGCCUCCACCACCCCAAUCCCAACCGCCCCAGUCGACGAACCCUCCACCUCCUCCACCCCCUCGUCCUCCCCUUCCUCCUCCUCUUCGGAAGGCCUCACCGCAGGCGCCGCUGCCGGAAUAGCCGUCGGCGCAACCCUCGGCGUCGUAGCCCUCCUAGCCGGCCUCGCCUUCCUCUGGUGGCGCCGGAGACGCGCCAGCGCCAACGUCUACCCGUCACAAGGCGGCGACAGCGACAGGGCCGAGCUGGCCGCCGGUAAUAAUCCCAAGGGAGGAGGCGACGGAGCAGCAGCAGCAGCCGGCAGCAGCCCGUCGGCGCACUCUGGGUUCGCGCACAGCGCGGUGACGGCCAUGAGCGCGGCCGAGAAGGACGCAUUGUUGGCCUGGGCGGCGGAGCAGUUGCGAACCGGAGGAGGCAAAACACAGAUCCACGAGGCGCCCAACAUGUAUUCCGAGCUCGAUGGUGCGUCCCCUGCGCGUUCCGGCAUGAAUAGCCUGCAGAAUACGCCGGUGUCCGGGUAUUCCCAGUCGAGGUAUGCGUGAGGCGGGAGGCGGACGCGAAAAGAAGGGGGGGGGGGGGGGGGGAUGUUAAUGGGAAUUCGGGGUGUUCGGGGAACGUGAAUCAUCACGGAGAGUU
Molecule: messenger RNA, 1411 nt
Organism: Sodiomyces alkalinus F11
Lineage: Eukaryota; Fungi; Ascomycota; Sordariomycetes; Glomerellales; Plectosphaerellaceae
Exons: 2
Coding region: 169-1317 (382 amino acids)
Source: RefSeq, a predicted model, not a curated record